AUGCUCAGCACUGUGCUAGACAUAUUGACGGACGAGUCAUCUUUCCCAUAUGGAGACGACUUUGGAGACGUCUCAAAAGCCAUAUGGAGCAGAGGGCCCGGCAGUGGAUGGGCAUCUGAAGCACCCCACGUGCUUACACCCUCCUUUUCUCCCCCCGCCCUAUUCCCCGCCCAUCACCCCCAGCUGUUGGACAUAGUGAUAGACGAGUCCUCUCUGCCCUACGGGGCAGAGGGUCCGGCAGAGGAUGGGCAUCUGAAGCACCACCUGCUGGACAUAAUGACGGACGAGUCAUCUCUCCCGUACGGAGCAGAGGGUCCGGCAGUGGACGGGCAUCUGAAACAGCACGUGCUGGCAGCGUUGCAGCAGGUGGUGGGCGCCGAUGGGGGCAGCUGGGUGGGACGAUCAGCAGGCGAUUACCGGCGACAGCUGGCUGAUGCAUGGGGCAUGUGA
This is a messenger RNA of Closterium sp. NIES-65, 450 nucleotides long. The record is from the annotation of a GenBank genome assembly. NCBI's taxonomy places the organism in Eukaryota, Viridiplantae, Streptophyta, Zygnematophyceae, Desmidiales, Closteriaceae.